AUGCCUAUGCCAAUGCAAAGACCAAUGCCUAUGCCAAUGCAACGGCCAAUGCCUAUGCCAAUGCAAAGACCAAUGCCUAUGCCAAUGCAAAGACCAAUGCAGAGGCCAAUGCCUAUGCCUAUGCAAGGGCCAAUGCCAUUUCAAUUUCCUCUGCCUUGUGUUCCUUCUGCUACAAAACGAUGCCCACCAAAAGUUAAUUCCAAAAAGAAAAAGACCCAAAAGAGGCCAAAGAUGGUUCAUCUUUUAGGUGCUCCAAUCCCUGGCCCUCCGCCAAUGACGUAUAUACUGCCACCACCACCACCACCCCCAAUGAUGCCUAUGAGGGGUCAGCCGUGUAUUCCAAGACCUCUUGCACCCUGUCCUCCUCUUGGAAGAGGACAUCCCAUGCCUAUGUCGAUGCGGCCACCUUUUCCUAUGCCUAUGCCAAGACAAAUGCCUAUGUCAAUGGGAAUGCCUUGGCAACAACCCUUGCCCAUGACAAAGCAUCAACCAAUGUCUAAGAAAAAGCAUAAAACAAAUAAAAAAUCAAAGAAAGGGCCUGUUUCAAGAAGACCAUCUUUCCCAUAUUCGGGACAAAUGCAAAACGCAAUGGCACCAUUGCACGGAAAUCCUUGCGUACCGACCCUAUUUAACAACUGCCCUCCGGUUGGCAAACCUAUCAUGAUUCCACCAAGUCCAUUUAUGCCUAUGCAAUAUGGGCAUCCAUUUGCUGGACUACGCCCAAUAACUCCAAAACCAGCCUCUCCAAUAGUGGUGCGAUUACCAAAUAUCGUUCUGAAUUAUCCAGUUAACCAAGGGUCGCAUAAAAAACGUGUAACUCACAAAGCAAAGACCAAAAUACCAAACCAAAACCGUCAUCCUGGCAGCAUGCCUUAUGGAAUGGCUAUGCCAAUGCAAUAUCCAUUGCCAAUGGGAAUGCAACAACCAAUGGGAAUGCAACRACAAAUGGGAAUGCAAUAUCCAAUGCCGAUGAGAAUGCAACAACCAAUGGGAAUGAACUUCCCACGACCAGCAAAUCCCUUUUCUCCAUACAUCAACCCUAAAAGCUGUGCGUUACCAUGCAUCAAGCCCCAAGGUCUCUUCUGCCCAAGUUACUGCCCGAAAUCCUGCUGUGGUCGUGGGAAAGGACAACUACGAGGAAAAAAGAGGAACAGAAUCCCAAACACGAAAACCCUCUAGGACUUAUCUAAGUAUUUAACUGCACAAUCAUGAUAAUAAUAAUAACAAUAAUAAUAAUAAUAAUAAUAAUAAUGAUGAUGAUAAUAAAUACGAAAAAGCUA
Messenger RNA from Actinia tenebrosa (Australian red waratah sea anemone), 1280 nucleotides. RefSeq names its product vegetative cell wall protein gp1-like. NCBI's taxonomy places the organism in Eukaryota, Metazoa, Cnidaria, Anthozoa, Actiniaria, Actiniidae. The record is from RefSeq and is a predicted model, not a curated record.